CUCAUCUGGUUUCUCAGAGGCUCCAGACCGUGUCCGGCGCUCACACCCUCCGAGGCAUGACAUGGUUCAGGAUUCUUCAUAGCGAGCGGGUCAACGCAAAGACAUGGACUUCAGCCAAAUGAGGCAUUAAAAACAGCUCAACCUAUUGGACUGGACAAACAAACACUUGAGUUGACCUUGGAGCGCUGAAAGAAGCGGAGUGGAAUUGUUCCAUGAUGGCAGUCCCGAAUGACAGCUUCAGUUUGAACUCCACCUUCUCGCCUUAUACAAGCAAAAACAGCGAGAACGCGUCUGGUUGCGCAGACUGGCCACGGGUGCCUAUGACCACCAUCAUCCCCACUAUCUACAGCAUUAUCUGCGUUCUGGGCAUCAUUGCCAAUACCCUUGCUGUGUGUGUGUUGGCCCACACCAGCGCCUCAAGAAGAACUGUGGCCAACACGUUCAUGCUGAACCUUUGCAUAUCGGACCUUUUGUUCCUGCUGUCUCUCCCGCUGUGGGCUGUCUACUACUCGCAAGGCUACAGCUGGCCCUUCGGACGAGUGACUUGCAAGAUCUCCGGUAGUCUCCAUAAUCUCAACCUGUAUGCCUCCAUAUUCUUCAUCACUUGCAUGAGCAUGGACCGCUACCUUGCUCUGGUGCACCCACUGCGCUCUCAGAGUGUUCGAGACCUGAAACGGGCCAAGCUCAUGUGCGUCCUGGUGUGGGUUAUGGCAUUUGCUUGCACGGCGCCAACCAUAGCGCUGAGGGACACUCAUUAUAUCGAGGCGUAUGACGUGGAAGCUUGCGUGAUGAUCUAUCCGGAUGCCACCUGGUAUCCGAGACUGGCCUGGAUGAAAGUACUCCUGGGCUUUUUGCUGCCGAUGCUCAUCAUUACUUGUUGCUACUGUGCUAUUGGCAGACAUUUCUUGGCUGGUUCCGGCCUCGUAAGCCUGCGGAAACCGUCGCGCUCUGCCAGCGCAUUUAAAUGCUCUGGGUCACAGGACGGCUGCGCUAAACCGGAGAGACCCCCGACCCCCUGUGUGAACCCCGGCUCCGGAGGAGGCAGACCCAUGGAGGGAAGGGGGCUGGAAAGGGUCCUGUGGACCGUGGCUGCUGUCGUUUUGGCCUUCUUCCUUUGCUGGUUCCCCUUCCACUGCGUGACAUUUAUAGACAUACUGAAGAGUGAUGACUGGCUGGACGGUUGCUGGGCCCAGUGGGCCAUCCAGAAUCUCACACCCCUCACCCUCUGCUUGGGCUUCUCCAACUCUGCCAUCAACCCAGUGCUGUACUGCUUCAUCGGGAAUCAUUUCCGGGGCCGACUGGGCACCCUUAGUAAGGGUCUGUGUGUGCAUUUGAAGGCACGUGAAGAGGAUCACAGUCAGAAGAGGGGCUCCUUCAGCACUCGGCUCAGUUCUUUCUCCCGAAAACUCAGCGACUUGAAAGAUCUGGCGGUUGUUGACGCCUCUGCGCAUGCUUAGGCGACUGAAGAGGGAACACUGGGCAGAACAGUGAGGAACAAAUUCAUGUAACCCAGAGGUUUCAUUAUAUGACUUCCUUCUGUGUCUUUGGACAAAAAGAAAAAUGAAUCCCUGGUGAAAAAAAACUUCAGUUCAGUUGUUGUGCCUUUAGGUGUCCUUCGUCAAUGCACUGAAAGGGUUAAGUAAAUCGAGAUAACUUCGACGACGAUUGUAUCUUCUUCUAUACAUGUUGUUCAAGAAAUCAAUUGCAGCAGCUUUCAGUCAGACCAACAACACAUUUUAAUGGAUUUAUCUGUGCGAUUUGUGCAUUUCAUGACAUCAAAAUCACCAAUGUAUCACUCCUCCCUCACCAUCAAGACUUUUCUAGGUUCUAAUGUCCACUCCAAAUCUUAUCCCUGUGCUUGUGGGCCCCCCCCCCCCCCCACCCAGUAUUCCGACUUCAUAUAACAGGUUAUGGACUUCUGCACAAAUGAAAAACAAAAGAGGAAACGAGUUCUCAUAAGGAAGGAGACGAGUUCUCAUAUCGGAACUGCAUCAAAAAUUCUGCCUUGACAAAGAUAUAAAUGCUCAAUUUUUCUUGACACUGUCCGAGAGGUAUUCAUUUAACAAUUUGUUUAUUAGGUUGUGAAAACGCACUUCAACAUACUGAAGACUGUGUCUCAUAUUAUGACUCAAUACAUUUCUAUACCCACUGUACCUAAUGCUAUCUCUCAAGCUAUUAAAAGGGGAAGUUUCAAAUGUUUUGCUUUGCUUUGCUAGUGCUCAACUUUACUUUGCCAUUCAGGUCUUACCACUGGAAAAAAAAAUGUCACGGUGUUAUGCCUCUUCAUAGUGUUAUAUCUACCGUAGCUAAAUCCAAGAUACUCAAAACCUGGCCAGGGCAUUAAGCAGAAAUCAUUUGAGGUUUAACGGCAUCUACAAUUGUAAAACUUUAUUGCGACAGUACACUGAAAAAAAAAAUGUGAUGAAUUUACUCUUUUUUAUUAUGUUAGGUGGUUACACACAAUGAAAUCAUUUGGAUCUAGAUAAACAAACAUUUUAAGUCGAUAUAUAGUCUAAUUAAAAAGUGUCGGAAUCUAGAUGCUUUUGCUUGCAAACAUUUGACAAAAUAAAUUUGAAUAUAUUCAACACACCAUUUUUUUCAGUGUACUGUCGCAAUAAAGUUUUACAAUUGUAGACGCCAUUAAACCUCAAAUUAUUUCUGCUUAAUGCCCUGGCCAAGUUUUGAGUAUCUUGGAUGAAGCUACGGUAGAUAUAACACCAAGAAGUGGCAUAACACUGUGACAUGUUGUUUCUAGAUUAUGUAUGAAGUUAUCGGAUUCAUUUAAGAUGGUGCACACAACCGUAUUUCUUGCAAAUGACAUCAUAAUACCAAACAAAACAAAAACAAAAUGAACAGCAUUGGGAACGACCAUGAUCAAGUUUUAUAUCUCAGUAAAGGUUGAUACACUUGUUUGUAAAUCCAAAUGAUAUUUAAACUGCUAAAACAUAAUUAUUAAUAAACACUGAACACAUAUAUUUAUGAAUACUUUGAUUUCUGACUUCACAGCGGAGCAUAGUGAGCUCGAAUUUGGCCAUUAAAAUGGUGAAUUCAGUUCCUCGACAUAAAUGGUGAAAUGGUAAGUGUUCACUUCCUGAGCUUCAAUGUUCUCUUCAUGACAGGUGGUUCUCUUCAUACAUUUGUCAAGAGCUGUAUUAUAGCAAGAUAUGGUCAUUAGGAAUACCAAUCCAUAGUAUAGAAAACUGUAUACACUGCAUUGACAUUGUAUCAUUUCCAAAUAUAAUUACUAGCAAUGUAUUUGCCUGAAUUAAAAAA
Molecule: messenger RNA, 3273 nt
Organism: Hippocampus comes (tiger tail seahorse)
Lineage: Eukaryota; Metazoa; Chordata; Actinopteri; Syngnathiformes; Syngnathidae
Gene: agtr2
Product: angiotensin II receptor, type 2
Exons: 2
Coding region: 213-1457 (414 amino acids)
Biological process (GO): G protein-coupled receptor signaling pathway; positive regulation of cytosolic calcium ion concentration; immune response
Cellular component (GO): membrane; external side of plasma membrane
Molecular function (GO): C-C chemokine binding; C-C chemokine receptor activity
Source: RefSeq, a predicted model, not a curated record